This is a messenger RNA of Hydra vulgaris (swiftwater hydra), 972 nucleotides long. RefSeq names its product thioredoxin-like protein 1. NCBI's taxonomy places the organism in Eukaryota, Metazoa, Cnidaria, Hydrozoa, Anthoathecata, Hydridae. Gene Ontology annotation, molecular function: protein-disulfide reductase activity. The record is from RefSeq and is a predicted model, not a curated record. Gene Ontology annotation, cellular component: cytosol.
UUUAAGUUAAGAACGCUCUAUAAAAUUAUUAUAGAAAGUUGCUAAAAUGGCGGCAAAUGGCAAUGUAAAAAUAGUUUCUAAUGAUUUAAGUUUUUUGUCUGAAAUCCAAAAUGCUGGAUCAAAGUUAGUUAUAAUAGAUUUUCAUGCUACAUGGUGUGGUCCGUGUAAAAAUAUUGCUCCUGUGUUUGUACAAGAAAGUCUUAAGUAUCCCAAUAGUGUAUUUCUCAAAGUAGAUGUAGAUGUUUGUACAGAGACUGCUCAUAAGUAUGGCAUAAAUGCCAUGCCAACGUUUGUAUUUGUACUGCAAGGAAAAAAAAUUGACGAACUAAGAGGCGCAGAUCCUAAAGCUUUAAUUGCGAAAAUUAAACAACAUUCUGGCGACUCCAUAGGUACUGGUAGUAAUUCUGCAGGAGAAUCAGAGGUUCCUGGUCAUUCUGAUCUCAUAAGCUACAUAACGGCAUCAGGGUGCAAUUGUUUAAAUGAGAGCGAUGAACACACUCAUGCAAACAUUUUCAAAAAAGAUAACACAUACCUCGAAAGUGAUUGUGACGAGCAAUUGCUGUUGUCAAUCACUUUUAAUCAGGCAAUGAAAGUACAUUCACUUAAAAUUGAUGCACCUACUGACGGAAGAGGUCCUAAAUUUGUGAAAUUGUUUGUAAACCAGCCAAGCGCGAUAGGAUUUGAUCAAGCAGAAAGUAUGGAAGGUGUUCAGCACAUAGAUUUAACAGAGGAAGAUAUUACAGGAGAGAAAUUAAUUCCGCUUCGAUUUGUUAAAUUUCAAAAUGUUACCAAUUUAGUGAUUUUUUUUGCAAGUAACCAGGGUAGCGAAGAAACAACUGUGAUCAAAUAUUUAAAAAUAAUUGGAAGUCCAGUCGAAUCAACAAAUAUGAAUGACUUCAAACGAAUUGCUGGCAAAGCAGGAGAAAGUCAUUAAAGCUUUUGUUAUAUUGUUUAUUAAAUAUAAGUUACUAA